GAGCGAGAAAGACUACAAAAGCGAGAGCGAGAACGAGAACGAGAACGAGAACGAGAACGAGAACGAGAACGAGAACGAGAACGAGAACGAGAACGAGAGUGAGAGCGAGAGCGAGAGCUCCGGAGUUAUGGAGAGCGCGCGGCGUUGCGCCAGACGAGAGUUGAAGGAAGAGACUGGCUACAAAGCCAAGGCCGUUCGUCUCGGGGGGCCCUUCAAGACCGAAGGGCAAAGGACCUACGCAAGGUCGUGUGGGUCGACCAGAGCGCCGUCAGAGGCCAGCUCUCUUCCCGCAAGGAGAUGCUUCGCCUCUUUGAACAGGCCGAAAAACACUUGAGAAAACUUGACUUUGACUCCAUGUGGGAUUCAAUGCCUGCAUUGAGCCUUGUGGAGACUGCCUCGCAGCAUUC
Acaromyces ingoldii is the source of this 407-nucleotide messenger RNA. RefSeq lists its product as hypothetical. The transcript is spliced from 3 exons. The record is from RefSeq and is a predicted model, not a curated record. The coding region runs from base 128 to 334 and encodes 68 amino acids. Lineage: Eukaryota; Fungi; Basidiomycota; Exobasidiomycetes; Exobasidiales; Cryptobasidiaceae.